Notodromas monacha is the source of this 1635-nucleotide messenger RNA. The record is from the annotation of a GenBank genome assembly. Lineage: Eukaryota; Metazoa; Arthropoda; Ostracoda; Podocopida; Cyprididae.
AUGGCAAAAGUGCAUGUGAGCAGUAUGACAGUGCUGGACAAUCCUUCUCCGUUCGUGAAUCCGUUGCAGUUCCAAGUGACGUUCGACUGCAUUGAAGACCUAUCAGGGGACCUGGAGUGGAAACUCAUCUACGUCGGCUCAGCUGAAAGCGAGAACUUUGAUCAAGUGCUGGACACAGUUUAUGUAUGUGGGGCCUGUGCCCGAGGGCCGACACAUAAUGGCCAGGAGUUCGUGCACGUUGGUUAUUGUGUCAACAACGAGUUCAAAGUCAAUUGGGGCCCGUCAAAAGAGGCGGAACGAGUGGGUGCGGAGUUGUCCGUAACGGACUCCGUGUCAGCAUCACUGAAGGGUAGCACUGUUUCGUGUGAAGUGCUGCUGAUGGAAAAUGACGACGAGGAAGACGCGCCGUUUCUGCCGCAGGAGCGGAUGGAGGAAGGUGUAACACCUAGCUUUACAUUUGUCAACAAUAGCAGAUUGGAUGGGCAAAAGCUGGCGCAACUGAGAGACGAACUACUGGUGCAAGACAAGCAAGAAGCGCAUUUGAAGCAGCUCAAAGCCGAGGGGAAGGACAAGGAGGGAUUAUAUGAGGCAAAACUCCGGAAUCGGUUGAACAUGCUCAUGAUCAAGUAUUCGCUGGUGGAUCCGAGUCGGGUUCGGGACAGUGGCACGGAACUCGACGACAACAGUGGUGCUCGAUUGCUCACGAAGGCGAAUAUCAAGGACAAAAAGCUGCAGAAGCUGUGGACAAAAGCGGAAGAGGCUGGAUUUACCUUCGAGGAAUUGCUGACCCUGAAGCAAGAAUUCGUUCACUAUCAAGAGAAGCAAGAAAUGCUUGAAACCCUUCUUGCGGAUGUGGGACCGAACUUGAUUAACGAGUUGGACCCUGAAAAGCACCAUACUAGAAUAAACUUGCUGCGCGCUGAAUUGAAGUCUGAAAUGAAGAAGUUUGAGAAAGUGGCGAGUGUGAAGCUGACGGAUUCACAGAAGCGUGCUGUGGAUCGUGAGGGAUUCUUCCACCCGCGUGUGUCUUCACUCUGGAAACUCGCACAGACGUCUAAUUUCUCUGCGGAUGAGCUGGAGUCCCUCAGAGACGAGUUGCGUCACUUUGAAGCUCGCGUGGAUAAACUCGAGCACUUGCAAGCGGAGAAGGCGCUCAAAGAACAGCAGAAGCAGGAAUUGGGCAUUGCAGCGUACGACGAUGGGCAGGGGAGUGAUGGUAGCCUUGGAUACCGGGACGAGAGGAUUCGUGCCCAUGGGGAGAUCGUCGAACAACAUCAACGUCAACUUCAAGAUCGCAUCCUGAUGCGACAUCACUCGGAAUUGUAGCGAGAGGUUGUGUGGCGGGCGUUUGAAUUUUUAUGCCAAUAAAUUUUAUUUUACCCUGUUCUGGAAAUGAUGGAUCAAUCAAUUCACCCCUGAAGUUGUCUCUGUGAAAAUUGUCAACAUAUUUUCGUAAUUCACCCCUAUAGAAAUGGAAGGGAACAAGUUUAAAAGGUGUUUGGCAGGGCUGGCCCUGGCAUGGGUGGCGCCUUUGUGCAAGAAGCUAUUUGGAGUUCCUAAAAAACGUUGGAUUUCAAAUUUGCGGUGUCUUUUCACAUUUAAUAUGAAUGAUGAAAUGGGCUUGCUACCAUGACA